This is a messenger RNA of Prinia subflava (tawny-flanked prinia), 897 nucleotides long. Its product is annotated as alpha-aspartyl dipeptidase-like. Lineage: Eukaryota; Metazoa; Chordata; Aves; Passeriformes; Cisticolidae. Gene Ontology annotation, biological process: proteolysis. The record is from RefSeq and is a predicted model, not a curated record. The transcript has 8 exons. Bases 33 to 773 code for a protein of 246 amino acids. Gene Ontology annotation, molecular function: serine-type peptidase activity.
UGGGAGCGCGGCUCAGCUCGGCUCGGCUCGGCAUGGGGGGCCCGCGGCGCCUGCUGCUGAUCUCCAACUCCACCCUGCACGGAGGGGGGUACCUGGGCCACUGCCAGCAGCACAUCCAGAGCUUCCUCGGGCAGAAGGUGAGGCGGGUGCUGUUCAUCCCCUACGCCCUGCACGACCGCGACGCCUACGCCCGCACGGCCAGGGAGAAGUUUGAAAGCCUGGGUUAUGGGCUGGACAGCAUUCAUGAAUCUUGUGAUCCAGUGGAAGCCAUAAGGAAAUCUGAAGCAAUAUUUAUUGGAGGUGGGAACACAUUCCGUCUCCUGAAAGCCCUUUAUGACAACAGUCUGAUACAUGAGAUCAGGAAGAGAGUUCUUGAGGAUGGGAUUCCUUACAUGGGAUCCAGUGCAGGAACCAACGUUGCUACCGUCAGCAUCAAUACCACCAAUGACAUGCCAAUUGUUUAUCCACCUUCCCUGAAGGCUCUAGGAUUAGUUCCUUUCAAUAUUAACCCCCACUACCUGGACCCAGACAUGAAAAGCACUCACAUGGGUGAGACAAGAGAGGAGAGAAUCCGCCAGUAUCACGAAGAACCAAACACCCCUCCAGUUCUGGGCUUGCGGGAAGGUACGAUGCUGUUAGUGGAAGGAGAUAAAGCCACGCUGCAAGGAGUGACAGGAGCACGUCUGUUUUUGAGGGGUAAGAAACCAACUGAACAUGAGCCUGGAGCAGAUUUCAGUUUCCUCCUGACUGACAGCAAUCCCAUCAGUCCAUAGCCUUCCAUAUUCUGCAGCAAAAAUUACUGUAUGGGGAAGACAAUGAGGAAGAACCAAAGACAUGCUUGUAGUCCCAGGGUGGGUGGGGAACUGAAGCUUUAUGAAUAAAGAUAAAUAUGCAUUA